Messenger RNA from Humulus lupulus (European hop), 1315 nucleotides. Its product is annotated as GDSL esterase/lipase At1g29660-like. Gene Ontology annotation, molecular function: hydrolase activity, acting on ester bonds. Bases 49 to 1155 code for a protein of 368 amino acids. The transcript is spliced from 5 exons. The record is from RefSeq and is a predicted model, not a curated record. NCBI's taxonomy places the organism in Eukaryota, Viridiplantae, Streptophyta, Magnoliopsida, Rosales, Cannabaceae.
AAAAGAUAUCAUAUAAAUUAGGAAGUAUUGUUUAUUAUCUUCCUCUCAAUGGGUAGUGAAAAGAAAGACAUGUUCCCACAAAUGAUAAAAUUUGUUAUGAUGAUAUUGUUAUUGUUGCAUGGUGUUGUUCAUAUUAAUGGUGUUAAUGGAGAUCAUCCGCAAGUGCCAUGUUUUUUCAUAUUUGGUGAUUCUUUGUCUGACAAUGGAAAUAACAACCAGCUUCAAACAAUGUCUAAGGCUAAUUACAAACCUUAUGGGAUUGACUUCCCUGCUGGUACUCCAACCGGCAGGUUUACCAAUGGUCAGACUUCAGUCGAUAUACUUGGUCAACUUCUAGGGUUUGAUGACUUCAUACCACCCUUUGCCAACACUACUGGCUAUGACAUACUCAAAGGUGUAAACUAUGCAUCUGGAUCAGGUGGAAUUCUCCGAGAAUCAGGCAAACAUUUGGGUGAAUGUAUCAGCCUGCACAAACAAUUAAACAACCACAAAAGUACAAUCUCUAAAAUAAAAAAUAGAGUAGACUUAGCCCAAAAUCACUUAAAAAUGUGCUUAUAUUAUGUUUCAAUAGGCAAUAAUGACUACCUUCAAAACUACUUAAUACCUAAAUUUUAUAAUACAAGUCUCCUUUAUACACCUCAACAAUAUGCUGGACUUCUCAUCAAACAAUACGAAGAACAAAUUUUGAGAUUAAUCAAUUAUGGUGCGAGGAAGGUUGCUAUGAUUGGAAUAAGAUCACUGGGAUGCUGCCCAUUUGUUAUUUCAUCAUUUGGAACAAAUGGAUCUAAAUGUGUAGAGAAAGUGAACCAACAAGUUCAACUCUUCAACCAAAACCUUAAAUCACUCGUUCAUAAACUUAAUACCAAAUUUAGUGAUGCUAAAUUUAUUUAUGUCAACACUUUCCAAACACAGUUUGGUGAUCUUUCUUCUUCUGGAUUGAGUAAUUUGAAUGAAAGUUGUUGCCCAACAACUAAUAUUGGUCUGUGUAUUCCUUCAAGUACUCCAUGUGAGAACAGAACAUCGCACAUGUUUUGGGACAAUGUCCACCCAACUGAGGCCUUAAAUCAAAUUACUGCUAAUCGAUCUUAUAUUUCUCACCUUGCUUCAGACAAUUAUCCCAUUGAUAUCAAACAACUUGCUCAGCUACCACUUUAGAUUUGUAUACAUAAUUAUUUCUUCUUUCUUAGGUGUCAUCAUUUUAAUUAAUAUAUUUUUUCUUUUACUAUUGAUAAUCUAAGUAGUGUUAGUCUCUCUAUCGUAACAUACUGUCAUCAAUGCAAUUUAAUAUCGAAAUGUUGAUUUCCUAUUUCAACUC